Messenger RNA from Balaenoptera acutorostrata (minke whale), 3421 nucleotides. RefSeq names its product zinc finger protein 566 (gene ZNF566). The record is from RefSeq and is a predicted model, not a curated record. The coding region runs from base 1096 to 2355 and encodes 419 amino acids. The transcript is spliced from 5 exons. Gene Ontology annotation, biological process: regulation of DNA-templated transcription. NCBI's taxonomy places the organism in Eukaryota, Metazoa, Chordata, Mammalia, Artiodactyla, Balaenopteridae.
UAUCAAUUACACAGACACACACACACACAGUUCUGUUCCUGCCCCUCUCUACUACCCCUGACACCCUAAGUCACACACAUCCGGGCUUUCGUUACUUGCCUCCUGCACAACCUGCCUCACCGCCCCCUCAUUCUCCUCACUCCCCGACUACCACAGAGAAAUCAGUAAGUAGCACAGAAUAGCAUCAACCCCCUUCGCAGCAUCGGAAACGCAUCCCUUUCGGUUUACCCCUCCCUGUUUCACGUUUAGCGAUUCCUCCCCCUUCAACCUCCCCAAUAACUUUGCAGGUUCCUGGUUUCCUCCCCUUUGUCCUCCCUGACUAGAUUUCAGAAGCUCAGGUCUCAGAAGCCCUCUGCAGUGAGGAACCCCCAAACCAAACUCACGCCCGAAAAGCCAAAACGGCGACCCAGGAUGCCUGCGCACUCCUUGGGCGCAGGGACACUCCCAGAAAUCUCCGGGGUGUGACCAAGCGCAGGCUGUGAAGAAUCAAGACGAAUUUCAAACGACCCAUCCACCGCUUUUCCUGCUCCCUAACUACAUUUCCCAGAAGGCUCGGCUGUGCAAAUUAUCUCCCUUUGCAGACUAGUUCUUUUCUUCCAGAGCCUGUUCAACUCCAGGGGAUAGUAGGGCGGGCCCGGAAGAUCCAUUUUCAAACGCUUCAGAGUGAACUUCUUUGGGAGUCACGGCCCGAGGCUGAGCCACGCUCCGUGAGGCCUCCGAUGCGCGGUUUGAUGACGGAAUGCGAUCCUUUCGGCUGGGUCGCUGCUGAGCUCUGAGAGGAAUCCAGGAGGCCGGCGGCCAUCUUGCUCACCGCAAGGACGUCUCUGACUACACUUCCCAGAGGACUUCUCGGCAAGAACGUUAUUCUCGCGCGAAUUCAGCCUCAAAGUCACGCGCUGGCGGGACCCUCAGGUCUGCACAGACGACUGUUAAGAGUCCUUUGGAAGGUUCUGCUGCUUUGGAAGCUUGGAAGACCUGAAGUGGGGAACCAGAGGAGAGGGCGGGACCGGAGCCUCGGCUUUGUACCGCUGAGGGGCUCUGCCUUUUUCCAGAAGAGGAGCCCAGAGGAAGACUGGUCCUUUUCAUAUCAAAGCCAUGGCUCAGGAGUCAGUGAUGUUCAGUGAUGUGUCCAUAGACUUCUCUCAGGAGGAGUGGGAGUACCUGAAUGAUGCUCAGAGAGAUUUAUACAGAGAGGUGAUGUUGGAGAAUUACAGCAACCUGGUUUCAAUGGCAGGACGUUCUAUUUCUAAACCAGAUGUGAUCUCCUUCUUGGAGCAAGGGAAGGAACCCUGGUUGGUUGACAGAGAACUAACAAGAGACCAGUGGCCAGUCCUGGAGUCAAGAUGUGAGACCAAGAAAUUAUUUCUGAAGAAGGAAAUUUAUGAAAUAGAGUCAGCCCAGUGGGAGAUAAUGGAAAGACUUACAAGACAUGACCUUCAGUGCUCUAGUUUCAGAGAUGAUUGGGAAUGUAAUGGCCAGUUUGAGAAACAACAUGGCUCUCAGGAGGGACAUUUCAGUCAACUGAUAUUCACCCGUGAAGGCAUGCCCACUUUUAGUCAACAUCCAUCCUUUACAUUACAGCAAAUCAUUAGUAAUAAAGAGAAAUACUGUGCAACUAAGGAAUAUAGGAAAACCUUUAGACAUGACUCACAGCUUACCACCCAUCAGAUAAUUCAUACUGUUGAGAAACCCUAUGAAUGUAAGGAAUGUGGAAAGGCCUUUAGACAUCCCUCAAGACUCAGUCAUCAUCAGAAAAUUCAUACUGGCAAGAAACCCUUUGAAUGUAAGGAAUGUGGAAAAACCUUUAUUUGUGGCUCAGACCUUACUCGACAUCACCGAAUUCACACUGGUGAGAAACCCUAUGAAUGUAAGGAAUGUGGAAAGGCCUUUAGUAGUGGCUCCAACUUCACUCGACAUCAGAGAAUUCACACUGGUGAAAAGCCCUAUGAAUGUAAAGAAUGUGGGAAGGCCUUUAGUAGUGGCUCAAACUUUACUCAGCAUCAGAGAAUUCAUACAGGGGAGAAACCCUAUGAAUGUAAGGAAUGUGGCAAUGCCUUUAGUCAGAGUUCACAACUUAUUAAACAUCAGAGAAUCCACACAGGUGAGAAACCCUAUGAAUGUAAGGAAUGUGAAAAGGCUUUUCGUUCUGGUUCAGACCUUACUCGACAUCAGAGAAUUCAUACUGGUGAGAAGCCCUAUGAAUGUAAGAUAUGUGGGAAAGCCUAUUCUCAGAGUUCACAACUUAUUAGUCAUCAUAGAAUUCAUACUAGUGAGAAACCCUAUGAAUAUAGGGAAUGUGGGAAGACCUUUAAUUAUGACUCACAGCUGAUUCAACAUCAAAAUUUGUACUGGUGAUAAAACAUAGAAUAUAUGAAAUGUGUGAAAAUGCUUUUAUUUACAGCUCAAAACUAUUAACAUCAACUAUUUAACAAAAGAGAAUUUAUCUCUAUAUUAAUCCCUCUAAAUAGAAGAAGGUAGAAACAUCUUAUUUGCUGACUACAGCUUGUUCAGCCCAAGAAAAAUCAUGUAGGAGAAACACCCUAUGAGUAGAAUAUGUUUUGGAAGCCAUUUAAUAAAAGCCCCUAUUUCCCUUGCCAUCAGGUAAUUCAGUCUAGUAAAUACUCAGAAUGACAACAGCACUUCUGGCACCUUUCUAAUCUUAUCUUAAACAUCAGAGAAUACAUGCUGAAAUGUAAUCCUGUGAUUUUCAUUUUAUUUUCCCCCCAAUUUGUCUAUAGUUGUAAUAUUCUUAAUCUUUUAAUCCAUUUAAAUUUAUAUAACUGUAAAGUCCAUCUGUGUAUAUCAUGGUUUGUAAAAUAUCUUUAUUUUUAAGAUACCUUUAAUACCCAAGAGCAGUGACCUCUUUAUUUUUGAAGAUAGCUUAUUCCUUUUGCUCUUUACAAAAUUUAGACUUUCUUGUUGUAAAAACGUUCAUGUAAUGACUUACCACUCAGUAAAUAGAGAUCCUUUACUAUCUUCAUGGUGUUUUCCUUGUGUUGCUAUAAUAUCAUUUCAUCAAAUCCUUAUUGAUAGACAUUGUAGUUUCCUCCAGCAUUUUUGCCAUUAUACACAGUGCCCUGACGGGCAUUCUCCCUAGGUAUAUCUUUGUGUCAGGUCUUUUAUUUUAAUUGCAGAAAUAAUGCCUCAACAUAUAUUUUCCUUAUAAUAGGUUUAAACAUUACAAGUAAGGCCUUUGACCACUAUCCUUGUACCCAUAUCCCUCCCUGUUUAGUAUUUAUCCUUCCUGAGCAUUUUCCUGUGUUUUUAUACAUAUAUGUUUUGGUAGAAAUUAUAAAAUGGGGAUAAUUAUAAUACCUACCUCAUAAUUUUGUGUGAAGAUCAAAUAAAGAGACACAAAGUGCUUAGAAUUGUGCCUGUCAUAUAAUAAAUAGAUACCCACAGAAUGUUGGUCAUUGUUAAU